AUGCACACACAUCAUUCACAUAGUGGUGACUAUAUAUCGCACGCAAAAGAUCAUCUAGAAUCGAUGAUUGCCAAAUAUAUUGAGAUGGGGUUCAAAAGUGUUUGUUUAACCGAACAUAUGCCUAGAUUAUCAAACAAUUUCUUAUACCCAGAAGAGUUGGAUAAAUCAUAUACAAUUGAAAACUUGCAAAAAGAUUUCUUGAGUUAUAUUGAUCACGCAGAGCGUGUUCAAAAAUUGCAUCACAGUUCGUUGCCCAUACUACUUGGCUUUGAAAUCGAAGGAAUCAAUGAGGAGCAUAUAAAGCACUCAUUGCAGUUGAUUAAACAUCCAAAGAUUCAAAUGUCAGUUGGCUCCGUGCAUUUUGUACACGAGAUUCCAAUUGAUUUUUCAAGUGAUUUAUGGAUGCAAGCCAAAUCAAAAAGUGGAAAAGGAUUGACCAGAUCUUUGUACAAGGAUUAUUUUGAUUUACAGUCCAGAGUAUUGGAUUUAGAACCCAAUGUAGUAGGUCACUUUGACUUGAUACGGCUUUGUCAACCAGCUGAUGACUUCGAUGAAACAACAAAUAAAUUAACAAUAGAAGUUGACAUUGAAAAAGAUUGGCCAGAAGUUUGGCAAGUAAUAUCCAAUAACAUCAUGAAAAUAGUAAAGUAUGGUGGAUUGUUUGAACUCAACUCAUCUGCAAUUAGAAAGGGCUGGAAAAGUCCAUAUCCACAAUGGGAUAUUGCAAAACGUAUUGUAGACCUCAAUGGUAAAUUUUGCUUAUCUGAUGAUGCGCAUGCAUGCUCCCAGAUCGGGUUCGGCUACGACAAGGUUCUACAGUACGCGAAAGACCUUGGAUUAACGAAAUUGUAUCAUCUUGAAGCUUGCGAUGGAGCUAUAAAAUGCGUUCCAGAAACCAUAGAAACUAUAGAAAAGACAACGUUUUGGAAACAGUUUUCAUAG
Messenger RNA from Lodderomyces oxycetoniae, 942 nucleotides. RefSeq names its product histidinol-phosphatase. The record is from RefSeq and is a predicted model, not a curated record. NCBI's taxonomy places the organism in Eukaryota, Fungi, Ascomycota, Pichiomycetes, Serinales, Debaryomycetaceae. Gene Ontology annotation, cellular component: cytoplasm. The transcript has a single exon. Gene Ontology annotation, biological process: L-histidine biosynthetic process. Gene Ontology annotation, molecular function: histidinol-phosphatase activity. Bases 1 to 942 code for a protein of 313 amino acids.